GGGAUAAUAUGCAACGAUGGCUUUCAAUAAGUCUCAGUCUUCAAUGUAACCGGCGGUUGCAAACGCGCGUAUUGCACGUGCCCAGCUCGUCGGUGCAUGUUGAAAUGGGUUGCGCUGGCAGUCCACUUGUCAAAUGUAAAUAAUAAAGCAUCUCGCGAACAAUGUCAUCAGCAGCAACAGAAGGGCAGACUUAUCAGCUCGACUUGGGCCAUCAAGAAAUCGAGCGCAUUGUGGACGAGCUAGAAAAGAUCUACAGGUCAACACCCGGAAACGACCACUGGCUCCCUGCCGAAAACGUGGCCCAGCUCCUCUGCACCCAACUAGGCUACGAGGAUGUCGACGAGUUCGAGGCCUCGUUGGAGGGCAACUUCUCCGACUUUCUCAAAGUGAUACCACUGGUGGAAACGAAAACAGACGACACUGGGAGACUCGUCUUCCGCUUCAAGCCGGAAGUGCCUCAGUCGGAAUGGGUGGCCAGACGAUGGACGUUAAGGAUUACGGACAGGUCGCAGUUGUGGUGGGUGCUGUACAAAUCGCCACACGCACGGAUAGAGAUCCCGGAACUCGAGUUUGAGAUUUCGGCGGAUGGCAAUAGGCGGAUCGACACCUUAUACAACCAUAUCGGCGCGGCAGUCUUCAACCUAACAGAGCACAUCCGAGGCUCGGACUUACCCCCAGACCAGCAAGAGAAGACGUUGGACUGCAUCCAGGGCCUCGAAACGAUCCUGGAUGUGGAUAAGCCUUUCACUAUCGUUGUGCAUGAUCCGUCUGGGCUGAGCGACUUUUCGAACACGAAGGAUUUGGAGGCUGAGUAUGGGAUGACUAUGACGUUCGAUUAGCGUACCUCUCGCUCACAGAUGGGUUAUGUAGAGAUGGGGAGUACCCUUUGAAGACUGGGAUACACAGAAUGCGGAGGCGAUAGAUAGAACUUAGCCACUAGCAUGCUAGCAUAGCUACGAGCC
Molecule: messenger RNA, 962 nt
Organism: Fimicolochytrium jonesii
Lineage: Eukaryota; Fungi; Chytridiomycota; Chytridiomycetes; Spizellomycetales; Powellomycetaceae
Exons: 3
Coding region: 162-839 (225 amino acids)
Molecular function (GO): zinc ion binding
Source: RefSeq, a predicted model, not a curated record